CUCCUUCACCUUUCUCUCGUUCGCUCGCUUGCAAGCCUCAGCCACCCACCCGCUGCUGCUCGUUGAGACAUUGGAUCUCGACUCUCUUUAGCUCGGUUUUGUUCUUUCUUUUGGACAAGCAACCGGCCAAAAUCAAACCAAGACCCGACCCAGGCCCAAGUAGUAGCACCAGUCACCACCACCCAUCUGGCCAAUCUUCCCUCAAGCCCACUGUCGAUCAAUUUCUACUCUUCUACACCUCACACCUCACUUCGCCAACCCCAGCCCACCCCACACCACAUCAUGAGGGGAGAACACUGCAUCGCCGGCGCCUCGGUCCUGUCCUUCAUGGCCAUGGUGCUCGUCGCCUUUGCCAACAUUGGCCAGAUCUCGAGCGGCGCCCUCGUCAACAACAUUUACAUGGUCGAGCUCAACCUCAAAGCGUUCGGCAACGGCCUCAAGGGCGCGAUCAACAAGGACCCAGCGGGUCUCUACUCCAACUCGCUCACCCCUAUGGGCCAGUCGCAGGGCCUGAGCCAGUACUACCGCUACGGCCUGUACAAGUCGUGUGGCUACAACAACCAGAACCAGGGUCGCUGCAACGCGACCAUCUUCGGCUACCCCUUCGAGCCCGUCUCGCAGAUGGUCUCGGACAUCCCGGCCACCAGCUCGGCGGGUAACCUCAAGGACCAGGCUGUUGCGUCUAUUGGCAAGGACGCCGUGUCGUUCAAGGACAACUCGUGGAACCAUGCGUUGUCGCGCGCCGGCUCGCUCCUGAUCUUUGUCGGCUCGUGUCUCACUGCCCUCGCCUUCAUCUUUGGCCUGAUCAAGCACCGCCUGUCGUUCUUCGUCGCCGCGCUGUGUGCGACCAUCUCGGCCUUCUUCCUCAUGAUCGGAGCAGCCAUCUGGACAUCGGUCAUUGCCAAAGACUCUGGCAUCCUCAAGAAGGUCAAGGUGACCAACGGCCAGCCUCUGGGCAUCUACGUGAACGCUGGGCCUUCGCUCUACCUGACCUGGGUCGCGUUCGCGUGUAUCGCCCUGUCCGUGUUCCCGUACGUCAUCUCGUGCUGCACGUACAGGAAGUAAAAGAGCGUACACCGCCACACGUCGUCGAGACUGCAGGGGUUUGCGUGCGCAGCAGGGAGCUGCCCGCCGCCAUGACUGUCUCGGCCGUCGCCGUCGUCGUCGUCGCUUGUGUGGAGGGCGAGCGACGGCACAGCCUCCUAGACCGCAGCGUGCGCUGCCUGUGCACCCCAUCUCUUCUCUCAUUCUCUUGCCCGUAGAACUAUUGGGUCCAUGUUGAUUGAUGUAUUGGUGACAUUGGUGUGCA
Vanrija pseudolonga is the source of this 1309-nucleotide messenger RNA. RefSeq lists its product as uncharacterized. Bases 283 to 1065 code for a protein of 260 amino acids. Gene Ontology annotation, cellular component: plasma membrane; cell cortex of cell tip. Gene Ontology annotation, biological process: fungal-type cell wall organization. The transcript has 5 exons. NCBI's taxonomy places the organism in Eukaryota, Fungi, Basidiomycota, Tremellomycetes, Trichosporonales, Trichosporonaceae. The record is from RefSeq and is a predicted model, not a curated record.